AUGGAUGAUGACGAAAUAAACAAAGAGAAACCAAGAGUUCACAUAUCCAUAAAGGAAAGACAAAUAAGAAUAUCUCAGUUGUUAAACUCCAACAAAAAUGAUAAGGGUCCCACAAAAACAGUAGAGUUCAAUUUACUAGAAGAACAAAACAAAUCAAAAUGUGUAAGUAAAAUAAAUAUGGAAAAGAGACAACUAAGCCUUAAAAAUAUAACUAUAGCUGAAAAAUUAAAUAAUGUCUUAUUUUCUAAGGGGAAUAGCUACACAGAUACAUUAAUAUCUUAUGAUAAAAAAAAUACAGAGAACUCAAAAGAAUUGAAUUUAAAAAAUAAAAAUGGAGGAUCUAUUAAAAAAAUGGAUAAUUCUCUUUUAAGUAAGAAAAUAAGUGAAAAUUAUAAAAAUCAAUUAAGUAAUGUUUUGCUUAUGAAAAAUCAUAAUCCUCAAGCUUUACCUUAUAAAAAUGCUCCAAAAAAAAAAAAAAAUACAGAUAUAUUUGAAAAAGCUAUAAGUAUUGAAGGUGUUUUAAUGAACACCAUAGUGAAUCAUUCUAAUGAAGAUAAUGAAACUGAAAAAAAAAAACAUAUAUUGAAAUUAUUUUCAAAAAACAAUUUUCAUCCUAAUAAACAAGAUACUACUAUGGAAAAAAAUAAUAAUUCAUUACACAAAGAAACGAAAAGUUAUAAAAAUAAAACAUUUACAGACAGGUUUUUAAAUCUAAAACAUCAAUCCUAUAAUUCACAGGAUACCAACUCAGAAAAUACUUCUAAAGAUAAUACUUUAGUUCAAAAUACAACAACAUUAAACAAAAACAAAAAAAAUAUUUUUUCCUAUUUUAAAAAUAUAUGCAAGAGAAAAAAAUAUAAAAUAAAUUCAAAACAACAAUUACAUAGUUCACAAUCAAACAGCACUACUUCUAUACAAUCAUUAAAUAAAAAUAAAAAACAUUCCAAAUUUUUCUUUUUUUGUGUAAAAUGA
Messenger RNA from Plasmodium reichenowi, 972 nucleotides. RefSeq lists its product as hypothetical. The transcript has 2 exons. The record is from RefSeq and is a predicted model, not a curated record. Lineage: Eukaryota; Apicomplexa; Aconoidasida; Haemosporida; Plasmodiidae. The coding region runs from base 1 to 972 and encodes 323 amino acids.